CUUGAAUUGUAACGUCUUAUGUGACAUUAGUCACAUAGUGUUGGUAUGCAGUGACUACAACAUGCAAAGGUUGAUUUUAGCCAGUGAACUAAGUGAAAUUGUAGAUAAUGUUUCCUCCCGCCGCCUAGAAGAUCUACUACGUGAUCCAAAGUGUUUAGUGCCGUUAUACAAUUUCAUUAAAAAUACUCUGGAAAGUAUAUAAUAACAUAAAACCGAGUAAAUUAAAAGACUUGGCUUAAAGGACUCGUAUCCAGGCCAUAAACUCCAAAAAAAAAAAAAAAAAUCAUUGAGAUAGAAAAUAUAUUUACAUAGGUAUACAAAAAAAAAUACAAGACGUCAAACGUCAACAAAAUGACAGUACAGGAACAGCUGAUUGAUUCAUUCAAGGUUCAAGCAAUUCGCGCCUUUCGCAUAUUUUUUCGUUAGUACUUAAACCCGUAUACCGGUAUUGUACCUGUAUGAGGCUGUAUGCCUAUCUUUUAUAAUCUUAUUUAUAUUGUUUGAUUGACUGAAUACACGGAUAAUGCUAACGCAAUGUUCGGCGUAUUGUAUGUUUGCCUAAAGUGUAGUUUUAGUUUACUAUGAAUAAACUGUUGUAUACAGUGAGAAUUCACAUUGGUGGGCGGAUCGUUUGAAGUUUUUAGUACUUAGUUAUUACUCUUCAUGGUGGCUAAAUACCAAGUCAAAAUUUAUUGAUUAAUUGAAUAAUGUACUUCGAAAAUGAAGACUGGGAUCUCCCCGCGGUCAUUGUCGACUCUUCUGCUGAUGACACGAGUACGUUUGAGAUGCCGUCGGCGGAGGAGUUGAUAGAGCGGCGCGCGAAAGAGCUCGCGUGCCAACAAGAGCUGCAGCGACUGCGCGAGCUCGAGGAGCGCGGCGAGGAGGCCGGCACCGACCGCGCCGCGCCCGACAGCCUGGCGGCCGACCUGUCCGCCCUGCUGCGCCGCCCGCAGGCGCGCCGUCUCGCCGCCUCCGAGCUGUGGGCCGCGCUGGCGCCGCACGUGCCGGCCGCGCCCGACGACUCGCCGCUGCUGCAGGCGGGGCUUCUGGAAGCGCAGAUGCCGGAUAUCGUGAAAGCUUUGGCCGCUGCGGUCAAGUCGGCGACGCUCUGGUCCGACGCCGACAUGCUGGCCUCUUGCGCUUUCUUGGCGGUCGCAGUGUUGAUGGAAAAUUCGCCCUGCCGCCGGAAAGCCGUGCGCACGUUACACGCGCUCCUAGACCGGUACGCGAAUCAGGAACAGCUGACGGCCGUGGCGCACAUGAUGAUGACUGCGUUCCCGGCGGAGUCCGCGGCGCGGCUGGAGCUCAGCGACCAGCUGUGCAGCGGCGCGUGUUCGGGCGGGGACCGCGUCGCCUACAUCCUCAACGGUACGGCCAUGCUGCAGCUGCUGGGCGCGGAGCGGGCCGGCCCUCACUGCGGGCCCAGCCUGGCGCAGGUGGCGCGCGCGGCGGCGGCGUGGCGCCAGCGUGACGCGGCCGCGCGCCUGCGCUGCGUGCAGCUGGCGGGCCGCUUGCUGUCGUCGCCGGCGGGGGGCGGGGCCUCCGCCGAGGAGCGCGCCUUGCUACUCGAGCAUUUGCGGCCGGAGCCCAUUACCGCAAGCGAUACGCCACAAGAGGACAGAUUGAAGGUGCUGAUGGAAGCUUCCAAGUUACGAUUGCUGUUUCUCGGAGACCUGUAAGAUGCUCUAGCAUCGACGUUGUAACGAAAAUUGCUGUUUAUAUAAAUAUUUUUCAGUUGACUGAAUUAAAUAUAAAAUAAAAUAAACGACUUUACAAAAAUAUGAAUAUAGAUUUAUUUAUGCAAAUUCGUACACUUAUUUUUAUAUUAAUGAAAGCAGGUAAGUUUUACUAUUGGCGUGUAGUCAACUACUACUGCUGAUAAUGAUUGCGACGUAUUUCGAGAUUCGAUGAGAAGUCAGUAGAGGUGGCCGGCAUCACGCGUGUGGCAGCUCGAGCCCCAUGCGAGUCAUCGGCAGCGUCAGCGCCGCGCCCAGCAGCGGCCGGUGGUACGAGCCGCGCAUCUCCCACCUGCCGGACAG
Messenger RNA from Spodoptera exigua (beet armyworm), 2039 nucleotides. NCBI's taxonomy places the organism in Eukaryota, Metazoa, Arthropoda, Insecta, Lepidoptera, Noctuidae. The record is from the annotation of a GenBank genome assembly.